AUAAUCGAAAGAACUUAUUUUGACAGCCAGAAUUUUUUGUUGGGUCUGCCUAGUACUACAUUUAUUUUAUCAAACUUCUUGAAAAAAAUAAAAAGAUGCCAAAAUGCAUUUGAAAAUAUAAAUAUAAGCAAUCUACAUUUUAUAAAUUUUGAUAAAAUUAAUAUUUAUUCAAAAGUAUAAUUAUUUUUAACAAUUUUAGUAAUUUAGCACUUUAAUUAGUAUUUUUAAAACCGAACCAAAAAGUAAACCAAAUAAUUUUUGGGUCACGGUUCAUGGUUCGACCGGAUCAAACGUGGUUCAAUAAUAUAGUUUAAUUUAUUUUUAGUGUAUAAAUUUAAAAGUAAUGUUUGUAAAUAUGACAUACAAUUAAAAUAUAAAUGAAUUUAAAACAUAAACAUUAUAAAUAUAAACUAGUUUUAUAUUUAUAUGGAUGGUUUAUAGAUUUUUGAUUGUUUAUCGAGUUUUAUCAAUUUAAUAACUUUGAGAUCCAAUUCAGCUACGUAACUGGUUCAUGGUCGAACCAAUUAUUAGAUCCAAUCCAGCUAUGUAACCGGUUCAUGAUCGAAUCCGGUUCAACAAACCCGGUUUUAGAAACACCGACUUUAACUUUAACUAGGUUGCUAUCCAAAAACAUUUCUCUGGGUUUGCAAUUAAAACUACGCCACACAAGGCCCAUUAUGGAAGUCCAUUAAUAACUAGUGUUUACGCUAGGGUUUCUAGGAGGGACGCUACUAUAAAUAAACACAGUUGCUCCAAUACCUCAAUAGCUUGCGCAGAGGGCAACAACAAGAAGAGAGGCAGCUUCGUCGAGAUGGGUCGUGUUAUUAGGGCUCAACGUAAGGGUGCCGCUGGUUCCGUCUUCAAGUCCCACACCCACCACCGCAAGGGUCCGGCUAAGUUCCGUAGCCUCGACUACGGUGAGAGAAAUGGGUAUCUCAAGGGUGUUGUGACUGAGAUCAUCCACGACCCAGGACGUGGUGCUCCGUUAGCUCGCGUCGAUUUCAGACAUCCUUUCCGUUACAAGAAGCAGAAGGAGCUGUUCGUUGCUGCGGAAGGUAUGUACACGGGACAGUUCCUCUACUGUGGUAAGAAGGCGACUCUCGUUGUAGGUAACGUGCUUCCCCUUAGAUCGAUUCCCGAGGGAGCUGUUGUCUGCAACGUUGAGCUUCAUGUUGGUGACCGUGGAGCACUCGCUAGAGCUUCCGGUGAUUAUGCCAUCGUGAUUUCUCACAAUCCUGACAACGACACCACUAGGAUUAAACUUCCUUCUGGGGCGAAGAAGAUUGUGCAAAGUGGAUGCAGAGCGAUGAUUGGGCAAGUUGCUGGUGGAGGCAGAACAGAGAAGCCACUUCUCAAGGCAGGUAGGGCAUACCACAAGUACCGAGUGAAGAGAAACUGCUGGCCUAUAGUUCGUGGUGUGGCUAUGAACCCAGUGGAGCAUCCUCACGGAGGAGGAAACCACCAGCACAUUGGUCAUGCUAGUACGGUCAGACGUGAUGCACCACCAGGGAAGAAGGUUGGUCAAAUUGCUGCGAGAAGAACAGGUCGUCGCAGAGGUGCUGCUGCCGUUGAAUCAGCCAAGGCAGAUUAGACUUAAUUGUGGCACAAGCUUCUCUGUUUUCUUUGGAUUUUUUGCUGAUUUUAUUAUUAAACUUUAAGAGUUUGCCGUUUUUCGUUUAUUUUAAUUUUUGUUGGUGUUUAAAAGCUUAUGCUUUUUGUAUUGGAUUAACCCUUAGGGGAUACAUUUAUGAUUUAUAUACUAUUUUAUUUUGGCAGACCAA
Brassica rapa (field mustard) is the source of this 1781-nucleotide messenger RNA. Its product is annotated as 60S ribosomal protein L8-1. The record is from RefSeq and is a predicted model, not a curated record. Gene Ontology annotation, molecular function: RNA binding; structural constituent of ribosome. Gene Ontology annotation, cellular component: cytosolic large ribosomal subunit; ribosome. Gene Ontology annotation, biological process: cytoplasmic translation. Lineage: Eukaryota; Viridiplantae; Streptophyta; Magnoliopsida; Brassicales; Brassicaceae.